AUGCCUGCACCUAUCACCCAUAUAAACAUAAUUACUUUGCGAUGGAUGCCACCUCGAAUAUGGUUCGAAGAUCAUGAUCAAAUUCCUUCAUUUAUUGAAUUCUUACCCAAAGCUAUCUUUGAAGAACGAAUGCGACAACUGGAUCGACUUGUACGUACACAAUGCCCAUCAACACAUAUCGAGUAUUACGUCUUUGUCUUUGUCAUCGCCUGUGUUGCUUGUUCUGCUGGUUUCUCGCUUGCUGCACGAUCGGCUGACAUAUCAAUGUGGUAUCCGCUUAUCCUUCUCCUUGUUCCUGCUGCUCUUAGUUAUUGGACAAGCCGUCGACGAGCCACCUUUGUACAUCGUAUACGUCAAUUUGAGCUUGCAUUGAAACAAACGUUACGGGAAUUCAACAAGACCGAUCGCCUGAAGUGGACAUUUCGUCGACCCAAUGCACAGGAUGCGUUGCCGUCAAAGUACAAGAAUGCGAGGUUGUGCUUGGUGAUCCAGAUAUCGCAUUAUGCAGAAGAAUUGCCAUCGUAUCACACCGCUGUCAUGUCAUCCUCGAUCGUGUUGGAUCAGCAAACUUUAUCACCACCGCCGAGUUACUCACAAGCAAACUUGCAAGAUGCAUCCUCUGUAUCAGAAAGCACUGCAACAUCAGCUCCCACUCUAUUAUAUACAUCAACCAAUUCAUCUCAAACAUCACUACCGUUAUCCCAUCCUGAACCAGCCAUAGUGAGAUCAUCAUCAUCCACGGUCGUGCCUUCAUCCACCACAUGGUGCAGUAAUACCAACACCACCACCUCCAAUAAUAAUACCGCCUUUAACAACCAACUUCAUCCUUACGAUUCCUUACCCGGUGUACAACGUCAUCGGUAUCCAUAA
Messenger RNA from Lichtheimia ornata, 870 nucleotides. RefSeq lists its product as uncharacterized. The record is from RefSeq and is a predicted model, not a curated record. Bases 1 to 870 code for a protein of 289 amino acids. The transcript is spliced from 3 exons. Lineage: Eukaryota; Fungi; Mucoromycota; Mucoromycetes; Mucorales; Lichtheimiaceae.